Molecule: messenger RNA, 2076 nt
Organism: Cadophora gregata
Lineage: Eukaryota; Fungi; Ascomycota; Leotiomycetes; Helotiales; Ploettnerulaceae
Exons: 1
Coding region: 1-2076 (691 amino acids)
Source: RefSeq, a predicted model, not a curated record
AUGAAGACUCCUUUUGAGAGCACUUCUUUGGUUUCUGGACAAGUCAUACCGCCUGUCAAACGUGGUCAUCGACUAUGGCGCAAAUCACUUCUCACUUGCGUAUUUCUGGCAGCCAUUAUUCUGAUCGUCAAUCUCAGCCUCGUGGGUUGGGCAAGCCAUCUUGAAAUGACAGAAGAUGGGAGCUACAUUGCUAUGCGAGGAAGCUGCAACAAUGUCAGCAAAGCUAGUUUGUCCUCACACUUGGUCAUUAACAUCCUCUCCACUCUGCUGCUCGGCGCCUCAAAUUACUGCAUGCAAAUCGCCAUUGCCCCUUCAAGGAACGACCUCGAUGAAGCUCAUAGCAAAGGCCGCUGGUUUGAUAUUGGUGUUCCGUCGAUCCGAAAUCUUCGAUGUGUUUCCAAAUGGCGAAAGCUAGUUUGGAUACUACUAUGUCUCAGCUCACUUCCGCUGCAUCUGUUCUACAACAGUAUCGUGUUUACCAGCCAAGUCACCACCGAAUACAUUGUGUCUGAGCUGGACGGAUCUUUCCUCUUCACAAGGGCUGACACUAAUCUCACCAACCUUUCCAUUUCAAACGCCGAAGGAGCUCGCCCAGGGCUCGAUAGAUCCAGGGUAGAAGAUAUCUUCGGCCGGAUGUUGACCGAAUCAGCAACUCAAUGGGACAAUUUGAGCUCGGCAGAUUGUGCCCAUCUGUACACGAACACUAUGAUGACUACCCACCGCACCUUGGUACUUGUGGCUCCAACUUCAACAGACUACGACAGACUGCCCGGUAAGUGGCGUCUGACUGGAAACUAUGUCUGGAUGUGUGAUCAGCCAGGGAAGAAAUAUCACGAAAAAGACAAAAACGAUGCAAAUGGAGUAGCUGAAAAUAUAUGUCGUCCGUCCAAAGCGAAGUUCGGACUGCGAGACAGUUCAAUCCCACCAGCAGAAACAGAGUACUGCCUCGCGGAGCCAUUCUUAGAAGACUGCAAACUUGAAAUUAGUGUGACCAUUCUGGCUGUGGUGAUUGUUGCAAACGCAGUCAAAGUAGCCGCUAUGAUUACGCUAUUUUUCCAAGUCGGAAAGCCAUCCCUGAUCACAAUUGGAGACGCCAUUGCCUCUUUCCUCGAACGGCAUGAUGGCCAUACUCGAAACCUCAGCACACGCGACUUUUCUUUCUUCAAGAAGCCUUGGCCAGCGCUCGAUCAACGAUGUCCGGUCCCAUGGUCUAGACGCCACCACCGACGCAAGGAUGCAAUCAGCACUCGUCGCUUCAUAAAUUCCUACGCCCUAUUCACACUCGCUAUUUGUAUCGUUAUUCUCCUCCUCACAAUGGCACUGCGAGCCGACGCCGCUCGUGGAACACCGAUCUUCACAAGCCUACUUUCCAAAAAUCAUUUUGCGAUUAUCGGCUUCGAGUCUCUCGCCGGAGCCUCCCUCCUAGAUAUCGUCCUGCUAGUCAACACACCCCAACUGAUUGUCUCAAUGUUAUACUUCCUCUUCAACUCAAUGAUCACAGCAUACGUCCAAGCUGCAGAAUGGAACGCUAUCUCUCGAGCACCUCAAAAGCUCCGCGUCAGUAAGCCCAUUGGGUCGCAAGUCUCAACGUACUGGCUCUCUCUUCCUCCUGUUUACGGAGUUCCAAUGUUGAUAUUCAGUGCUAUGCUGCACUGGCUCAUUUCACAGGCUAUCUUCCUCUCUAAGAUCGAGUUCCAGGACUUCAAUGGUGGGCGAAGCGAGAGAUUCGGUGGCGCGGGGUAUGGAAAUAUGUAUGGAGACCAUCCAGGCAAGAUGUUGGCCGCGGGAUACUCAUCGUUAGGCAUACUGUUGGCGUUGAUACUAGGCGCAGUGGGAAUUUUGGCGCUGACUGCAGUUGGAUGCCUAAGGUUGAAAGGGGACAUGGUCCUCGUGGGGAGCUGCUCAGCAGCAAUUGCUGCUAGCUGUCGGGAGGUGGGGUAUGGGGUGGAUUAUGCAGAGUCUAUUUGGACGAGUGAGAUAUCAUGGGGCGAGCUCGACCACCAUAGACUGAAGAUGCUGGGGUUCAGCAGCGACGGACACCUCAGGCCUCCACGGAAUGGUCAGGAGUAUUCGUGA